Messenger RNA from Larimichthys crocea (large yellow croaker), 1838 nucleotides. It is a transcript of the gene poc5, whose product is annotated as POC5 centriolar protein homolog (Chlamydomonas). The coding region runs from base 102 to 1820 and encodes 572 amino acids. Lineage: Eukaryota; Metazoa; Chordata; Actinopteri; Sciaenidae. Gene Ontology annotation, biological process: eye photoreceptor cell development. Gene Ontology annotation, cellular component: photoreceptor connecting cilium. The record is from RefSeq and is a predicted model, not a curated record. The transcript has 13 exons.
UUAAGAGUGAGUCCGUUUGAAAUAGCAAAGCAAGCACUUUCCAACUGACGGAGUUAACUACGACUGAGCAGUGUGGCAGCCUGCGGAGGAAAACAAACGAGAUGUCCUCAGACGAAGAGGAACCGACCAGUCCUGUUCUGCCCAAGGACUCUGAUCGUGGCAGCUCUGUCUCCUCUGACCUCCAGGAUGAGUAUGAGGAGCUCCUUCGCUAUGCUGUGGUCACCCCUAAGAUUGAGACACUCACCAGUGCUCACUUUCCGCGACUGAGCACCUCAUAUCUGUCUGCAGAGGGCCGUACGUCCCAGAGAAAAGAUGACACAAAAUCACAGCGCCCAGCAGAUACUGCCACUGAAGCUAAAGAUGGGAGGCAUUCUAGUAGGAGCUUCAGAUCACAGUCCUCCCUCUUGAUUGUUGAGCCCGCCACUCACUUAAGAACCUCUCAUGCUCAGGAGAUGGCAGGUCGGUCCUCUAGCAGGGCGUCAGGGCUCUUAGACAGGUUAGAUACGUCGCCUGAGAGGUCAGGGCCAAAAAGCCCAGACCCCCUUGAAUCUUCUCUGACAGAGAUCUUUAUCUCAGAGGAGAACAUAAGCAAGAUGGAGAAGAUUCUGGAUACAUGGAGCAACACCCUGAAGUCAAAUGUACUGACUGAACUCAGGAAGUGGAAGCUGGCAUUCAAGGAGCAACAUAAGCUUGAGAUGAAAAAAGAGAGGGAGAGGUAUGCAGCCCAGACAGCUGGCCUGAAGUCAGAGCUAGACAGCCUGAAGGGGCUGCUGCUCACCUAUGAGACUUCCAACCAAAGAAAAGAUGAGGUGAUCGCAAACCUGAGCCAAGUGUUGGACAGACAAAAAGAAAAGCUUGAAAAGAUGAGGGCUUUCACCCACUGGAGACUUCAGCACACUGAAGCUAAAGAAGAGGCUCAUGCUACUCAAGCAGCGCGGCAGCACUACAAUUUGCAGCUGAAGAAGAAGGUGUGGUUAGCCUGGCACUCUCUGGUCCAGAAACACUGGAAGGUCAAGGUGGAGCGGGCUUGCCGUGCAAAGGCUGAAGAGGUCUGCACCCGCAUGUCUACAGAAUAUGAAACCAAGCUGGCAGAGCACUGUGAGGCUAUAGAGAAAGCCCAGGCAGAGAUUCAGAGACUACAACUGGAGCGAGAGCGCUAUGAGGAAUCCAUGAAGAAAGCCUUCAUGAGGGGCGUAUGUGCUCUCAACAUGGAGGCUCUUGGCAUGUUCCACAUCACAGAGGCUGGACGCUCAGAGCAACCUCCAGUUCAUGAUCAGCAAGACAUUCCUCCCCAGGAUGAGCCUGGCUCUACUACAGUGACCCAACUCCAACCAUAUUCCAUCUCUUCCACACGGUUCAGCCCAGUCCAUUUUGACCGCCCGGAUCCUUCCCACGGUGAAGCAGAGGAUCUGGUGGGCUCUGGUCCCCCCCUGUCAAGGGCAGAUAUAUUCCCUCCUGCUACAGUGGUGCACAGCUCACUCCCACUUGGGGGCACUGCAAGUUCCAGCAAACAGGUCAGUGGUCGUGUUGUCACCGCCAGUCAACAAAAACCCUCAAAGACUGUAACAGCUCGCAUCACUGCACGCACUGACGUUAGCAAGGCUGCACGCAGCAACCUCCAGGUGAUGGGUGUGGCUCCACCCAUGAGCUCUGUGAUCGUUGAACGCCAUCAUCCUGUUACACAGCUCACUGUCGGUCAGGCCACAGCUGCCAAGUUUCCUCGCUCCUCCCAACCGGGCCACAGCUCCACUGAAGGCAGAAGCUCCUCCAAAACACACACCAGCACGUGCCAUGUACACUCCAUCAAAGUAGUUGACUGACAGAAAGUGUUGCUAGUU